Molecule: messenger RNA, 2998 nt
Organism: Esox lucius (northern pike)
Lineage: Eukaryota; Metazoa; Chordata; Actinopteri; Esociformes; Esocidae
Gene: paxbp1
Product: PAX3 and PAX7 binding protein 1
Exons: 18
Coding region: 158-2911 (917 amino acids)
Biological process (GO): mRNA splicing, via spliceosome; positive regulation of transcription by RNA polymerase II; spliceosomal complex disassembly
Cellular component (GO): nucleus; U2-type post-mRNA release spliceosomal complex
Molecular function (GO): DNA binding
Source: RefSeq, a predicted model, not a curated record
GUUGAACGUCAAGGAAUACGAAACAUACGGGUACUUCCGUUGGGCGAAAGGAAAUGGCUGCGUUUCACUUCAGACCAGGUUUUGCGCGCUUCGUAGCAUUUUAUUGAUAUGCUGCCGUAUGUUUUCAUAUAUACAUAUUUUUGGAUAAGGAGCAAACAUGUUCAAAAAAGCUAAGAGAUCCAACUUGAGACGGAGAAAUGAGUCCGACGAGGACGAGAAGGAGGAAAGCCAGCAAGUCCAGCCGCCGCUGCAGCAGCCAUGCGGGCCUUUUGGCGUUGAUGGCCCGAUGCCUGAUGCCCCCAGCACAGACCUCUUUUCUGGGGUCAGCAUCGACGUACACCACGGCAACGGGUUUCAGUCAAAGGCAAUCAAAAAGGAAAAGAGAACUCGGGAAGUAGGGGGAGCCCCAAAAGCCAGUUUACUAAGCUUUGAUGAUGAUGAAGAUGAGACUGAGGUGUUCAGAGUAAAGAAGUCCAACCACAGCAAGAAGAUUGUCAAGCAGCUGAAGAAAGAAUACAAGGAAGAUCUGGAGAAGGUGUAUGUCAAACAGGAGCCCAAUACAGAUGUAUCCCUCCCCCUGGCCUCCAUUAAGGAGGAGCCAGCCAGCGGAGCAGGCAGUGAGCAAGGAGAGGAGGAGAUGGAGGUGGACAGCACGGAGGAGCAGGAGGAGGAGAGCAAGAUGCUAAGCCACGCCUCCAAGAACCCCACCACUACUGCUUCCGGAGCCUUCUCCAACACCAGCACCCUGUCCACUCUCAGCAACCUACGACCAGGGGAGAUCCCAGACGCGGCCUUUAUCCACGCAGCCAGGAAGCGUCGUCAGAUGGCAAGGGAGCUGGGUGGUGAUGCCCCUCUGGUGGAGACCGACGCUCCCAAGAAGCGUCUUGUCCGAGAGGAGGAACAGGAGGGAGACGGGAGUGAUGAUGAAGAUGAGGAUGAGAAGAGGAUCAGCUUCAGCGGAGUUAAAAACAAGAGCCAGAGGAGCAGGAUAGCAGAGGAGAUAGGUAUAGAGGGUAGUGAUGAUGAGGCCCUGGAUACAGCAGGUCAUGAUGAGGAGGUCUCACGCUGGGAACAGGAGCAGAUACGUAAAGGAAUCAGCAUCCCUCAGGUCCAGUCCAGCCAGGCAGAGGACAACAGUAGCAGCAGUGGUGUUUACUACAGCAGCACCUACGACGCCCAGCCGUCCUACAACACCUACAGCCUUCCGUAUUCCUACAGCACUGCUGAGGACCGUGCCAAGACUAAGGUGGAGGGCUGCCCCCUGGCCUACAGCGGCCCUAGUGGUGACCUUUCACCUGUCACCACUGAGCUUGUCAAGAAACGCCUCAGAGACCGGCUGAGCCAGAUGUGUGUUGGGCACGCCGCUAAUGCUAAGCGCUACGAUCAGAUCCAGGAAGAGCUGGAUGCAGCUCAGAACACCAUAAACCGGCUCGAGGGUUCGUCCAAUGACAACGCAGAACAGUACAAAUUCUUGCAAGAGAUGCGAGGGUAUGUUCGAGACUUGCUUGAGUGUUUCAGUGAAAAGGUUCCCUGCGUGUCGGAGCUGGAGGGGGCCAUGCACCAGUUGCUAAAGCAGCGGGCCAGCCGGCUCGUCCAGCGGCGCCGGGAUGAUAUUAAAGAUGAAUCGGCGGAGUUUGCAAGCCUUUCAAAUAAGGCUGUUAUGGCCCCUAACCUCAUGUCUCCUGAUUCGUUUGGGAGAGACCGGACAAUACACCAGGAGCACGUCAGACAGAGGAGGAUCGCGGAGCGGGAGGCGCGCCGAACACGGAGGCGGCAGGCGCGGGAGCAGAAUGGAAAGAGGGCGGAGCAUAGAGAAGGUUUGUCCUCUGACGACGAGGAGACGUCGACUGACCUCACUUCCUACUGCCUAGAGCGAGAUCGUAUUGUGCGUGAGUGUAAGAAGGUGUUUGAGGAUGUGCUGGAGGACUUCCAUUCCCUGGACUGCAUCAAGGGUCGUUUUGAGGUGUGGAGGCGUCUCUACUUCCCCUGCUACAGAGACGCUUUCAUCGGACUGUGUCUCCCCAAACUAUUCAACCCCCUGGUUCGACUUCAGCUCAUCACAUGGAACCCUCUGCAGGAGAAGUGUGCCAACUUUGAGUACAUGGGCUGGUUUGAGUCGUUGCUGUUCUACGGCUGUGAAGAGCAGAGUGGGAUGAACAGAGGAGACGUUGACAUCAACCUGCUUCCCUCCAUUGUGGAGCGAGUUUUACUGCCCAAACUAGCAGUACUCGCCGAUCAGGUGUGGGAUCCUCUGUCUAGUAGCCAGACAGCCAGAUUGGUGAGCUUCCUGAGCCGACUCAUCAAGGGAUACCCUACUGUUCUCAAUGGAGACAACCGCAAUACACAGGAGUUUCUGAAGACCAUCGUGUUAAGGACCAGAAGAACUCUGGACGAUGAUGUCUUUCUACCCCUUUACCCUAAGAAUGUGUUGUGCAACAAGAACAGCGGUCCGUACCUCUUCUUCCAGAGACAGUUCUGGUCCUGUGUCAAGUUACUAGGUAACAUCCUUCAGUGGAACGGUGUGUUGUCCUACUCUACGCUGAGAGAGUUGGCUCUGGACUCCACCCUGAACCGAUACAUCCUGUCAGCCUUGCAGAGCUCAGAGCCUGGGCCCGAUAGCGUUCUCAAGUGUCAGAGGGUCGUAGAGUGUUUACCCGCCUCGUGGUUUGUGGGGUUGAAAGGUCAGCAGACCCUACCUCAGUUGGAGCCCUUCUGUCGCUACCUCUCCCACAUGGCGUCCUCUCUGCUCAGAGGCUCUCUGGGGGGCUCUGACGUCGAGAAGAGGAAUGCCAAGGAUCACAUGAAGGAGGUGGUGAAGCUGCUAGCUCGUCUCAAUGCCUUGGAUCAUGUCAUCACUGUGGCAACAGAACACGGAAUUAAGGACAUCACGCCCCUACUGGACCCCCACUGACGACGUGACGCCCUCCUACUGGACCCCCGCUGACGACGUGACGCCCCCCUACUGACGACGUGACGCCCCCCUGACCCCCACUGACGA